AUGCUCAGCCCACGCCAUUUUGGCAAGCCCACCGACAGACACAGACCCAAGAUUUCCUUCGAGGAGUUCCUGCGUCAACAUGAAAUGCGACAGCGAAUCAAGAACAGACGCAGCGUUCACAUCUUGGCACCCGUUUCAUCGACAGACAAUGUGCUGGCAGAGGAACAACAUUCUAGGUCGUCAGCUUCGUUGGAACACUAUCUCGAUAAGCGCAACCGAUACAAAAGCCUCCCUACAAGGAAUAACGGUAAUAGUGCGCAACAGCAAGCAAUGCAAACGCAUCUCGAUUCCGACAAGGAAAACAUGGAGCUCCAAACCCCUACUCUUGAUUCAAUCGUCACUCCUGUAACCAUGCGCCGUACCGCUCGACAGUACACUCCGUCGCGAGUACGCGACCAUUCCAACGUCGCAAGGUCGUUGUUUGCGUCCCCGCGAACCCCACUAGCCUCACCUGUCCGCCGCAUGUUUCGAAAAGACCUCGCACCUCGUUUUGCUGAGCCCCGUCGUUUAUCGCCAGAGGAACAGGCAAAAAUUUCCUCAGGCUCUUCCCGAAACGCCGGCUCAGGUCUGAAUCGACGAGCUUUCUCCAUGAGGCUUCCAGCGCGGACAACACCUCCUACGUCAGGCGAAACGCUCCCUUCCGCAGGAAAUCCGGCUUCGCGCGGGAAUGGCAAGUCCAGGGCUUUUAUCGACCGCCCCGCCGAUGGUUCUGGGGGCGGAAGAAUAGCUCUUCCGUUACGCAGAGUACGCCCGACCACAUCCGCCAGUUCAACUUCUACCAUUACCCCACCCCUUGCACAGCAAUAUUCAACAAUAGCUUCAGAUGCCAAACCCAAUUCAGAUUCGCCGGAGAGUCAGCACCCUGAAGGACGUCAGGAGGAGCCCAUAGAGAGGAGAGAAUCUCUGGUUGCCAAGGCCCGACAACUGAAGAAGUCAGCUUAUUUUACUCGUCCAUCAGCAUCAUCUUCUUCAACCCAAGGCGAUGCUAAGGCUGAUCACAUCCAAUAUCCUGACUUACUUCAUAAACUUGAGGAACACAACAGAAGAAUGCGGAUGAGCGGGAAACACAACAAAGCCAAGCUUGAAGAGCUCCCGAACCCUCAGCGAGACAUAACCCCGCCUCUCCAUAAUCCAGAACGCCGCGGGCAAGGAAAGCCAGCUGACGAGGUGGAGAGCAGCCAGGAUUCUGUUGAAGGAGAGGCAAAAGACAUGCCACCUGACACCGUACCUAAGAACGAAGCAAGGAAUUCGGGGCCGCUCUCUUUGAGUGAUUUACUUCAGUCAGAAAACCAUCGAAUCCUGAAUGAAAGGAAACAGAGAUUACCAGAAAGAAAGAAGGCAAUAAAAGCAAACAAGAUGACAGUAUUGCAGCGGAUCGAAGGACAGAGACAAGCCGCCGCCCUCCAAGGAAAACGAAAUUCCGCUCUUGUUGAAUUUACGUCAUCAGUGCCUGUUCAGAGACCAAGGCAGGGCGGCUACCAAAAGCAGCCGACUAGACCGUCCGGAUCAGUCAGAUUCAAAUCGUCAAAACCAAAGAACUCGAACGUACCGCCACGAAAUAACCCCUCACAAAACAGAGCGCAGGGUGUGAAAAAGCGGACGAAAAGCACUGGCACGGCAUCCUUGAAAGGAGACGGACACCAAGAACCGAAGCCGUCUCGGGGUGCAAAUGUCACCCGCGCAAUCACGAACAAAACUUCCAGGACAGACCAAAUUAAGGCUGCGGCGAAACAGAAGCUCGAAGAAGAUCGCUUGGAGAGUGAUCUGCAGUCCAUGCUUAAUCAGCAUAAUAGUAGAGUGAAGAACAACAGAAAAGUUAGAACAUGA
Chondrus crispus (carragheen) is the source of this 1827-nucleotide messenger RNA. RefSeq lists its product as hypothetical. Lineage: Eukaryota; Rhodophyta; Florideophyceae; Gigartinales; Gigartinaceae. The transcript has a single exon. Bases 1 to 1827 code for a protein of 608 amino acids. The record is from RefSeq and is a predicted model, not a curated record.